UAUAUAUUUAUGAUUAACGGAUCGUUAAGAGAAAUUAUGAAAAAUUUAUAAAGAAUGUAUGUGUAAAUUUGAAGAAUUAUAUAAAGGAUUAUUGUUGUCAUUGCAAUAACUGCUUGGUUACUAUAGAGAUCGAGAGUUAUUUAUUUUAUAUUUGGUGAAUAGUCCGUUUUGUACUGUUUUGAGUCUUGUGUUUUGUGCCAAUUAAUUGCAAUAACUUCUAAAUAUAAAAUAUAUACUUACUUUACUAAAAAUGAUACAUCGCACGAUAUUUGAGGUACAAAAUGACUUGGCUCGAAAUAGUGGUCAUGGUAUGGAAAUUGUUUGGGAUUCCCUAUCUAGUGAACAAUCAGAAAUUUUAAAGGAGAAGAUCAAAAGCAUUUUACCUGAUGAUGAUCAACGUCAAAAUGAAAUACAAAAAGCGCGCAAUAAUCUAUUUCAAAAUGUUUGGUCACAACGUAAGCAUACUAAUCGUGUCUUGCUCUCAUCUAUUAUUUAUGUAAUGGUUACUGAAGAGAGAGAUUACGAAGUUGCUAAACACUCGACCAACUUUUCAUUUCAUCCCGUCGUACGAACUCGCAAAUGCUUAUCUUUAAAUAAUAGUUCUGGGUGUUGUAUGAUAUUUAUUGAUGAACACUCUCGAAUAUAUCAGAAUUGGCAGCAGUUUUUAAAAAAUAAUAUACUUCCUAGUGGAACCAUGAUAGCUCCAUCAAAUGGAGUUUAUACUUUAAAUGAAAAUGAUGAGGUCGACCUAGAAAUAUGCCCAACACCUAACUCAACUUCUAUGAGAAAGCUUGAGACAGCAAUAGGUGUGGGUGGAAUAAUCUCUGGAACAGCCCCCCUUGCUCUCUCAAUGGUCAUGCCGAUAGCGGCACCUGUCAUGUUAGCUGCAACAGCAGUUUCAUUAGCAACGAGUGCUUAUACAGCCGUGCGGUCAGCAACGUUUUUAAAAGAUCGCUAUAAGCAUGGUCAAUCCACAUCACUUGCCGAUCGGGAAGCUAGAAGUAAGUGGUUAGGAGUAGCCGGCGGUGUCGCUGGUCUGGGCGCAACUGGCGCUAUGAAUGCGCUAGCUUAUGCCAAUUCGGCUGGUAAAGGUGUACCAUUGAUGGCAAAGGUAGCAGUUGGUGGCGUAAAUGUAACAUCGCUUGUACUCUCUGGCUCUGACAUAGUAAAUACUGUUUAUGAUUUGUAUUUGCAGAGCUAUGACGAUGGGCCCAGCAGCUUAGAUAUUUUACAGCUUGCCUCGUCGUUGUUGGUUUUUACACAUUCAAUUAAUAAUCUAGCACUUGUUACGAAAAUUCCAACUCGAGGUGGCAGUGCAUCGCUUCGGAGAGCAAUUCGAAAACAGACUAGAAAUUCAUAUGAUAAAAUUUCAAGUGAAUGUAUGAGAAUGGGCAAAAACUUUAAUAAAAUGGAUCUUAUUCGAGUUGUAAAUAAUAUACCAUCUAAAGAGGCUUUUAUACAACAAAUUGGUACAUUAUUAGCACAAGCUACAGCAGGCACGGUGGUUGGUAAUGCUAUUAGUGAACUCCCACUGUUAAUUAACUAUACUUUGGACGGUGAAUUAAAUCCCAUACAACUCCUCGCUGCAGCUGGCUUUAAAUUUGUUCGCAACAUAUUAGAUUCAAAUAGUUUCAUUGAUCUAUUAGACACGAUGGCGAAUUUUAUGUGCGAAAGAAGCUUUUACCUGUUGAUGAAUUUGGCAAGAACAUUUAUGGAUGAAUUCGGUGAUACCAUUAAUGAUGUCCUUCGUACAUUUAUACCUACUGAGAAGGUGCUAUAUGAAAUGUUUAUGUUGUGCGUCACAAAAUAUUCUAAUCUUACAUAUGACUUCCUCGAAAAUAAGCAAGUUGAAAUUCUUAGCGAACUUGAGAAAUACUUUUAUUCAUUGAAUCCAAUUGAUGACAAUAAUAAAUCUAUAAGUUGCAAGAUUUGUAAGGGCUAUUAUUAUGAAUGUACUCUAUAACGUAUUUUUUAAUGUAUUGUGCACAAUUGUUUUUUUAAUAAAGAAAAAAUUUAUGAACUGA
This is a messenger RNA of Bactrocera tryoni, 2024 nucleotides long. RefSeq lists its product as uncharacterized. Bases 251 to 1963 code for a protein of 570 amino acids. The record is from RefSeq and is a predicted model, not a curated record. The transcript is spliced from 8 exons. NCBI's taxonomy places the organism in Eukaryota, Metazoa, Arthropoda, Insecta, Diptera, Tephritidae.